UGCACGCUUGAGCCCUGCUGGACGUCCCCAGAAGUUUUGCAAGACUCAGCUGCCAAGGAAAGUGAACAAUGAAGCCACCAUUUCUUUUGGCCCUUGUGGUGUGUUCUGUAGUCAGCACAAAUUUGAAGAUGGUGUCAAAGAGAAAUUCUGUGGAUGGCUGCAUUGACUGGUCAGUGGAUCUCAAGACAUAUAUGGCUUUGGCAGGUGAACCAGUCCGAGUGAAAUGUGCCCUUUUCUACAGUUACAUUCGUACCAACUAUAGCAUGGCCCAGAGCACUGGGCUCAGGCUGAUGUGGUACAAAAACAAAGGUGAUUUGGAAGAGCCCAUCAUCUUUUCAGAGGUCAGGAUGAGCAAAGAGGAAGAUUCAAUAUGGUUUCACUCAGCUGAGGCGCAAGACAGUGGAUUCUACACUUGUGUUUUAAGAAACUCGACAUAUUGCAUGAAGGUGUCAAUGUCCUUGACUGUUGCAGAGAAUGAAUCAGGUCUGUGCUACAAUAGCAGGAUCCGCUAUUUGGAAAAAUCUGAAGUCACUAAAAGAAAGGAGAUAUCCUGCCCAGACAUGGAUGACUUUAAAAAGUCCAAUCAGGAGCCUGAUGUUGUGUGGUACAAGGAAUGCAAGCCAAAAAUGUGGAGAAGCAUCAUAAUACAGAAAGGAAAUGCCCUUCUAAUCCAGGAAGUUCAAGAAGAAGAUGGGGGAAAUUACACCUGUGAGCUUAAGUAUGAAGGAAAACUUGUAAGAAGAACAACUGAAUUGAAAGUUACAGCUUUACUCACAGACAAACCUCCCAAGCCAUUGUUCCCCAUGGAGAAUCAGCCAAGUGUUAUAGAUGUCCAGCUGGGUAAGCCUCUGAACAUCCCUUGCAAAGCAUUCUUUGGAUUCAGUGGAGAGUCCGGACCAAUGAUCUACUGGAUGAAAGGGGAGAAGUUUAUUGAGGAACUGGCAGGUCACAUUAGAGAAGGUGAAAUAAGGCUCCUCAAAGAGCAUCUUGGAGAAAAAGAAGUUGAGUUGGCACUCAUCUUUGAUUCAGUGGUGGAGGCUGACCUGGCAAAUUAUACCUGCCAUGUGGAAAACCGAAAUGGACGAAAACAUGCAAGUGUUCUGCUGCGUAAAAAGGAUUUAAUCUACAAAAUUGAACUUGCAGGAGGCCUGGGAGCAAUCUUUCUCCUCCUUGUACUGCUCGUGGUCAUCUACAAAUGCUACAAUAUUGAAUUGAUGCUCUUCUACCGACAGCACUUUGGAGGUGAUGAAACUGCAGAUGACAACAAGGAAUAUGAUGCCUAUCUCUCUUACACAAAAGUGGACCAAGAUACUUUGGAAUGUGACAACCCUGAAGAAGAGCAGUUUGCUCUUGAAAUACUGCCAGAUGUGCUAGAAAAACACUAUGGAUAUAAACUCUUCAUCCCAGAAAGGGACCUAAUUCCAAGUGGAACCUACAUUGAAGAUCUCACAAGAUGUGUUGAGCAAAGCAGAAGACUCAUUAUUGUGCUAACUCCAGACUAUAUUCUCAGACGAGGAUGGAGUGUUUUCGAAUUGGAAAGCAGACUCCAUAACAUGCUAGUCAGUGGAGAAAUCAAAGUGAUUUUGAUUGAAUGUACAGAAUUAAAGGGGAAGGUGAAUUGCCAGGAAGUGGAAUCACUAAAGCGCAGCAUCAAACUUCUGUCCUUGAUCAAGUGGAAGGGACCCAAGAGCAGCAAAUUAAAUUCUAAGUUUUGGAAGCACUUAGUAUAUGAAAUGCCCAUCAGGAAAAAAGAAAUGCUUUCUCGGUGUCAUGUUCUGGACUCCGCAGAACAAGGACUUUUUGGAGAACUCCAGCCUAUACCAUCUAUUGCCAUGACCAGUACCUCGGCCUCUCUGGUGUCAUCUCAAGCUGACCUCCCAGAUUUCCACCAUUCAGGUUCGAUGCAAAUGAGGCACUGUUGCAGAGGUUAUAAACACGAGAUGCCAACCACCACCUUGCCAGUACCUUCCUUAGGCAACCACCACACCUAUUGUAACCUGCCUCUGACACUACUCAAUGGACAGCUACCCCUUAAUAAUGCCCUGAAAGAUACCCAGGAAUUUCAUAGGAACAGUUCCCUGCUACCUUUAUCAUCCAAAGAGCUUAGCUUCACCAGUGAUAUUUGGUAGCGGAAAAUCUGAAGUCUUCUGAACAGCUAUGUGAGCAUAAAAAUUUCUGCUAUACCAAGCAAAAAGUACACCUAAUAACAUUGAGGUGCUGAAAAGGUGUUCAAAGAAAAAGGCACAGAAAUCACUUUUGUAUCUAAUUUUUUUUGUUUACAUUUCCAGAGUAGUGGGGG
This is a messenger RNA of Delphinapterus leucas (beluga whale), 2299 nucleotides long. Lineage: Eukaryota; Metazoa; Chordata; Mammalia; Artiodactyla; Monodontidae. The record is from RefSeq and is a predicted model, not a curated record.